GGUCUGCGCAUGUGCAGACUAGCAUGUGAGUACUGUGAGGCUGUGUACUGAAAGAUCAAUGUUCCUCUAUCAAGUUAUUAGAAAAUGUAAAAUCUCCUAUGCGCUGGGUAACGUGUUUUAUCUUCUUUGAGUGUAAUGUUGUAAUAUGAACUAGAGCUACAAGAUGAAGGUUGCAGUGGAAGGGUGCUGUCAUGGCGAGCUGGAUAAGAUCUAUGAGAGCAUUAGUUAUUUGGAGAAUAAAGAAGGUGUGAAGGUGGACCUGCUACUCUGCUGCGGAGACUUCCAGGCCGUCAGAAAUGAGGGAGACUUGAAAUGCAUGGCGGUGCCUGCCAAAUACAGACAGAUGCAAACGUUCUACAAGUACUACUCUGGUGAAAAGAAGGCCCCUGUUCUGACCAUUUUCAUUGGUGGAAACCAUGAGGCAUCAAACCAUCUGCAGGAGCUUCCGUAUGGAGGCUGGGUGGCCCCCAACAUCUAUUACUUGGGUUAUGCUGGUGUUGUACGCUUUAGAGGUGUACGGAUUGGUGGUCUUUCUGGAAUCUUUAAAUCCCAUGAUUACAAGAAAGGACACUUUGAGUUCCCACCAUACAAUCAAGAAACCUUGCGCAGCGUGUACCAUAUAAGGAACAUUGAUAUCUUCAAGCUUAAACAGAUCAAGAUGCCCAUAGACGUUUUCAUGACACACGAUUGGCCACGAGGUAUCUAUCACUACGGCAACACAAAUCAGCUUUUGGACAAGAAGAAGUUCCUCAGACAGGAGGUGGAGUGUGGGACCCUAGGCAGCCCGGCUGCUGCAGAGCUCCUAGAGCACCUGCAGCCCAGUUAUUGGUUCUCGGCUCACCUGCAUGUGAAGUUUGCUGCAAUAAUGCAACACCAGGCUAAGAAUAAUGCUGCCCCAAAGAUCACCAAGUUUCUUUCACUUGACAAAUGUCUUCCACAUAGAGACUUCCUUCAGAUCGUGGAGGUACCAGACAGACCAGGCUCCUCCGAGCACCUUGAGUAUGACCCAGAGUGGCUGGCCAUCUUGAAAGCAACAGACAGCCUUCAGAAACCAUCCUGCAAAUUCUGGAACCCCCCGCAGAACAAUGGUCUACAUACCCGGUGGGACUUCAGUGCCUCAGAGGAAGCUAUGAUGGAGGUUGUGAGUGAUUUGAGUGGUGUCCUCUGCAUCCCUGAGAACUUCGGCCUGACAAUUCCUGCCUAUGACCCCAGCCACCCUCAGCCCAAUGCCCACCCAGCCUACUCCACCAACCCCCAAACCACAGAGCUGUGCGCUACUCUCGGUCUGACAGACAUCUAUGUCCUGGGUGGGCAGAGUGACGGGGAGGAGGGCACCACUGGUGCGACUGAAGAAGAGGAGGAUGAGGACAAUCGGAGCACGGGUAGUGUAGAUGAACCCAGUGAAUACCCCACCGACACCUCCGUCCUCUCCAACUCCUAUAACCCUGAUGAAAUCACCAUCGAGGAUGAAUGGGAGGAAGAGGAGGAGGAGUUAGGAUGUGCCGAGGAGAAAUGGACUGACGCAGUAGUUCCAGAAGGGCGGGUUGGGGGUCAGGACAGCGAUAAAGACAGCAGCCCUUUGCGAGCGAUGGCCAACAGACUGAGCUUACCACCCCCGUGCGCUGCACCAGAGUCGGAGGCUGCACUGCGCUCCCCGUUGUCUCUCUCUCUUCCCCUGCCCUCUAACUCAGCAUCCCUCUCUCAGGGCAGCUCAGAGGAAGAGAGGGGCUUUACACCAGCCAGGGUCCCCAAACGCACCAGCGGGGAGAUUGGGCUCACUCAAGUGAUUCACUCAGGCAGCACACCUCAAAUCAAACGAAGGAACCAGAGUAUCUACACAGCAGUAGAAGAUGAAGAGAGUGAGGGGUAGAUCAAUGAAUGCUAUAAUUUUUUAGAUCAUUAAAUUAAACAUUACAUAGAUGGUUUGCCACAUAGUUUAGGGAUUUAAAGAGAUAGUUGAUCCAAAAAUGAAAAUUGUGUCAUUUUCUCACCCUCAUAUUGUUCCAGACCUGUACAACUAAUUCCAUGGGACACAAAAGAUGUUAGGAAGAAUAUUAGGGACUGACAGCCCCAGUCAUCAUUGCAUCUUUUUUUUCAUACAUUGAAAGAGAAUAACAGAAAGUCAUAUGGGUUUGCAUGUAAUGCCAGGUAUCAGUGAUUUCUUUUAAUCUUUUAUUUGUCAUUCAUUUGUAUUUUCCUUUGUGACAGGUUUUAAUGAUGUUGUUUUUAUUUUUAGCCAAAUAUAUCACCAGUUGUUUCCUGGACAAUUCUUUUAUUUUGUCGUGAUUAACCCAGCUUUACCAUUCUGUUGUAAAUACAUAAAUUUUAUAUAUAUAUAUAAUUUAUUUUUUUUUACGUUGAAAUAGAUUCUCCUAUCCCAGAACAGGGAUCCUACUCCUUUUGACCAAAUAAUUUAGUAGACUUUUACUCACUUGUGAUUUUUUAUUUUUAAAUUAUGUUAUAGUGUUUGCUCACAAGGAG
This is a messenger RNA of Myxocyprinus asiaticus (Chinese sucker), 2481 nucleotides long. RefSeq names its product lariat debranching enzyme-like. Gene Ontology annotation, cellular component: nucleus. The transcript is spliced from 8 exons. Bases 164 to 1870 code for a protein of 568 amino acids. The record is from RefSeq and is a predicted model, not a curated record. Lineage: Eukaryota; Metazoa; Chordata; Actinopteri; Cypriniformes; Catostomidae. Gene Ontology annotation, biological process: mRNA splicing, via spliceosome. Gene Ontology annotation, molecular function: RNA lariat debranching enzyme activity.